CUUUUUUCCUUUGCGAUGUAAAACCGAAUCUGAUUCGAGCGUUAUCUGCAAUAAAAAAUAUUAAAGUUUCGUCAUUCGGGAACCAAAGAAAUUAUGGCAACUAAUUUGAUAAUGAAUCCUGUCAAACUGCGCUUUUACAAGGAGAGAUACGAGAAGGAAAACAAAUUGACAAGUGUGCGGGAAACAUUUAUGCCUACUAUUCGUACGAAAUCGUUAACCGGCAAAUUUUAUGCGAAACAUGAUGUUAUCCCAUCGUGGGACAUCCGAAAGGACGAUUUCGAUUUGAUCAAACGACAGGAAAUGACGCCCAAGGAUAUUUAUUCGUUUAGGCCACCGACGAUUAACAUGGAGUAUGGUUGGUUCUCCGCACCGCUGAUACCUUUCACGAAAGAUCCGAGAUUGCGUUUCACCAAGAAACAAUCGGAUUUUAUAACGCACGAACUCGCACGCCGGAAACUGCAGAGGAUUCCGGAGAAGAAAUUUGUCGGUGUACCGUUCAAAACAUGAAU
This is a messenger RNA of Cataglyphis hispanica, 509 nucleotides long. RefSeq lists its product as uncharacterized. The record is from RefSeq and is a predicted model, not a curated record. NCBI's taxonomy places the organism in Eukaryota, Metazoa, Arthropoda, Insecta, Hymenoptera, Formicidae. Bases 94 to 507 code for a protein of 137 amino acids. The transcript is spliced from 2 exons.